Eurytemora carolleeae is the source of this 1978-nucleotide messenger RNA. RefSeq names its product transcription initiation factor IIB (gene TfIIB). Gene Ontology annotation, molecular function: RNA polymerase II general transcription initiation factor activity; TBP-class protein binding. Bases 90 to 1016 code for a protein of 308 amino acids. NCBI's taxonomy places the organism in Eukaryota, Metazoa, Arthropoda, Copepoda, Calanoida, Temoridae. Gene Ontology annotation, biological process: transcription initiation at RNA polymerase II promoter; transcription preinitiation complex assembly. The record is from RefSeq and is a predicted model, not a curated record. Gene Ontology annotation, cellular component: nucleus; transcription preinitiation complex. The transcript is spliced from 7 exons.
UUGUACUUUUCAUCUUUAAAAAAAUUAUAGAAUCCUUGUUUUAAUGGUAGAAUAAACUCGCAUCAUUUCAAUUAAAUUUCAGAUUAUAAAUGUCCAGUAAAGUUACUUGUAAAUACCAUCCUGAUGCUCCUCUUAUCGAGGAUUACAGGGCGGGGGAUACAAUUUGUUCCGACUGCGGUAUAGUUGUGGGAGACAGAGUGAUCGAUGUUGGUUCCGAAUGGAGAACGUUCUCUAAUGAGAAGGGAGGAGAGGAUAGGUCUAGGGUUGGUGGACCGGAGAAUACUCUUCUGGGUAGCAGUGAUCUAACCACAAUGAUUGGUCCUGGUCGUGGGGGAGCAUCCUUUACAUCAGAUGGAACAGCUCUUUAUAACAAUAGGAAAACACAGAGCAGCUCCGAUAGAACACUCAUCAACGCAUUUAGAACUAUUUCCAACAUGGCGGACAGAAUAAACCUGACUAAAACUAUAGUGGACCGAGCCAACAAUCUGUUUAAGAUGGUGCAUGACGGGAAGAAUCUGAAGGGGCGGUCUAAUGAUGCUAUUGCUGCUGCGUGUCUGUACAUUUCCUGCCGGCAGGAAGGAGUGCCGAGAACCUUCAAGGAGAUUGUCGCGGUCAGCACAGUGAGUAAGAAGGAAAUAGGUCGCUGCUUCAAAUUGAUUUUGAAGGCUCAUGAUACAAGUGUUGAACUAAUCACUACUGGUGACUUCAUGUCCAGAUUCUGCGGAACUCUUAGUCUUCCUCGUGACGUACAGAAAGCAGCGACACAUAUUGCUAAAAAGGCUGUAGAUCUCGACAUUGUCCCAGGCCGAUCGCCGAUCAGUGUAGCCGCUGCUGCAAUAUAUAUGGCGAGUCAGGCGAGCGAGGACAAGAGAACACAGCGAGAGAUUGCCGAUAUUGCAGGAGUUGCUGAUGUAACAAUCCGACAAUCCUACAAGUUGAUGUUGCCCAGGGCGAAGGAUCUGUUCCCUGCAGAUUUCAAGUUUACAACUCCUAUUGAGAACCUGCCACAGAACUGAGAAUCAGAACCAGGAAUAGGGAACAAGCGAGCAGACUAAUUUAAUUCUAUUUUCCGAAGCGUUCAGUGAGUGAAAGGUACUGUAAGCAUAAUUUCUAUUCCCUUAAAUCCCAGGUUUUAGGCUUCAUGAAGCAAUUUUCGGCGUUGUUAAGCUUUCCAUGUACCCCAAAUUUUUUUGAGAACAUAUUAUUUUUUAGAAUCCAUAUCAACAUACGUCAUAUACAUUAUACAGACAUACAUACAUACAUAAAUCUACAAAUAUACAAUAAUAUAUGCCAAUUUACAGGAGGCAUUUUGAGUCACCAAAAAAGACUAUGAAUCCCAUAUUUUUGUUCAUUAUUAUGAAUACAUUUAUAUAGCAAUAGUUAAUAAUAAUUUAAUUUAAAUUUUUCUCAUCAGUUUGAAGAAGUUGUAUACUAUGUACUAUUUGUCUAAGCUAGUAUUAAGCCAAGCAGAAUAAUUAUCUUAUUUCUAAAAUUUGUUCCCAAAAUUACUCAGUAAGAUUUCUAGUUUUUAAUUAGGAUGGAAUUUUUUGUUAUCAGGAUCGUUUUUCCAAAUAUACGAUGUUCAAUUCCACCCUUCAGGAAUAACCAUCUCAUAAUUAAAUUCAUUCAGCAAGGAUAAAAUUUUUUUAUAAAUACAUUAAAUAAAACUGUUUUACUUAAAGAACUCGACGUUAUACUCUCCACCUUUUCCCUCUUUUUGCGGAUUACUAGCAACAAUUUAACAUUUUCUUUAAAUUAAACUUGAAUUCUAUUUAUUUGUUAUUUAAUUUAGAAGUGUUAAAAUUGUUAUAUGUCUAAUGUCUAUGCUACUGUGAUGUUUCUGUAUUUUGUACAUAGUUGUAUUCACUGUUAACUGAACUGCAUUGUACACUGUACAGUGUUCACUGUACACUGUACACUGCUGUACUUGGCUUAAAAGAAAUCUCCAUGUAUCCUACCAAUGUAAUAUUCUUACAGA